AAUACUUUCCUAUAGACGAAUGUAUGAAUGUAUGUAGAUGCAUAUGUAUAUAAUAAAGUUAAAAAGCCUUCACUACUUUAACCACAACAAUAACAAAAACAACAGCAAAAGUAAUAGCGCAACUUUUUCAUACUAAAUGUAUGCCCGCCGUUCUCCACACAGCUCGAUCGUGGAAUCUCGAUCGUCGUAUGCCUCCGUCGCUGUAUGUACGCUUAUUGUUGGUGCUGUUGAGCCAGCAAGCCAGCAAGUCAGUAAAGCCAAUACGUAUUACCUACUAGGUAGAAAGUAUAACAGCCAAUGGCAAUUUGCCUUAGUUGGAAAGUGCCAUAAACGUUGGAAAAAAAUCACACUUCAUUAAUGUAGAAUGUUGGUGUGUUCAAGGUCGCAAUUGUUGGAUCACUUCUUUUCAUCAAUGUUAAUGAUGAUGAUUGCUAAAUCACGGAGAGAGCUACAAACACAAGUACACACGUAUACAAAUACACGUGCGCACUUAUAUAGUGUCAGAGAGAGAGAUAUGUAUGCAAGAAAUUUCCAUACAUUCAGUUUUGAAAUGUCAGCAUCAAGUGAAGGGUUCAAGUGGUAGAGAGUUAAAAAUAGAAAGGCUAGGAAAUAACGUAAAAAAAGUGAAAAAAUCUUAGUGAAUGUACGAAUACUGGUUUUGAUUGUGCAAAUAAAUUUCCUAGAAUGCUGAUGUUGCAGUACAGCAAGCAUGGAGAGUGUAUACUCAAAGAAAUUGGAGCCGCAUUCCGUGGAGAACACCCAGCCGAUCUGACGAUAGUUUGUGAAAACAGAGUCAAACUCCAUGCACAUAAACUUGUAUUAGCUGCUGCAAGCCCACUCAUAAGAACUCUCUUGGAGGACACGCAACUUUCCGACUGCGCGACCACAGUUUAUUUCCCAGAUGUAAAUGCUACAUACUUCAAAUUCCUUUUGGAUUUUCUAUAUUCCGGACAAACUUGCAUAACAUCCCGAGAUGUUAACUAUUUGCAUGAUCUUCUGUUGUUGUUGCAAAUAAAAUCCGACAAUUGGAAGACCACGGACUCAGCAAUUCUAAGUAGUAAAUGUAGUAAUUUGCGUGAUCGAUUGAAUAGCGAUUCAAAUGGAAAUGGUAGACAACAUAUGUAUUGUUCAACAAAACUAGAGCAUUCCUAUAGCCCUGAUUUAGAAGGUAGUGAUGAUUUAAAAAAAUGCUCGGAUGGUUCCAAGGAUUCAGAUACCGUUAAGGAAGAUCCGGGCAGCCCUAAGUGUUCAUUAGAAGAUAAUAUACAAAAAGAUUUAAAGGAGAGUAGUCCGUCGACCAGUGAGCAAGAGGCAUAUUCAGAUGCGCAGCUCAAUACAACCAAUAAGAAUAUACCUUCUCUAAAUCCUGUUAAUUUAUCGCUUGGUUUACGAAGUAAACCUGAAUUUAGUACAAGAAAAUUAUUAUAUACGGACAAAAACAUUUUCAAUACGGAUAGUUCAUCGUUUAAUGGCACCGAAAGUAUAAAACGUAAAGGAUUUUUCUUCGAUUCCGAUAAAGAGGUUCCAAAAUCACUACAAGAUCCCGACUUGAAUAAUUCACCGGAAAACUAUGUUGUAACGCCACAUCGAAAACGAAGACCGGGCUUUCAUCAUUCCUCCAGUCAUAAUCAACCGUUCGCUUCGUCAUAUCAACAUACAUUAAUUGAUGAAUUACGAUCCGCGAAAACAGCAUCUUCACCCAUAUCAUCGUACAUGUCCGACCGAAAACUGCUAUCUCCACUUGAAGAAGGCCUAUUAGGCAACACCGAAGCACUGGCGAAAAAUCGUAAACCUAUUGAAAAUCAAAGACCCAGACCGCAAAGUCCUGACGCCGCACUACAUAUCUCACCACAAUUUGCUUACCAAUGGCAAUCGACACAAAAUCCUGCCAUAUCCACCUUCUCAAAUCUGCAGUCUGGUCUCAGUAGCAUACCACAGAUAGGAGUAGGCGGUGGAGGUGGCGGUGGUACGGUUGAAACAAGUAGUCGUGAUACACCAGGAAGUGUUCGAGAUCCCCCUUCAAAUAAUGCGAAUAUAUGUGGCACACACAAUACAGCUCGGGAAUAUCGUUGCGAAUACUGUGGCAAACAAUUUGGCAUGUCAUGGAAUUUGAAAACGCAUUUAAGAGUACAUACGGGUGAGAAACCAUUUGCUUGCCGCUUGUGUGUUGCUAUGUUUAAACAAAAGGCCCAUCUAUUGAAACAUUUGUGUUCGGUUCAUCGAAAUGUUAUAACGACGACAAAUGGUGCUGAAACCGAAAAUCGAUUCAGUUGCUGUUUUUGUUCAAUGUAUUUCGAAUCAGUACAAGAGUUAGUGAGGCAUUUAUCGGGACACCACAAUAAUUUGCUGCUAACAAAAAAUUUACGCGAAUAAUAAAAUAAAGAAUGCAAGCAAAGCUUAAAUUAUUUUUAAUAAAAUUACAUGCAUACAUACCUACAUACUUAUUACAUACACACACACAUACACACACACACAAAACACAUAUACAUACACACACGCAUACUUACAAAAGUAUAAUUGUACUUUGAAGACGGAAAGUGACCUGAAUUUUUACUUUGUUUGCAGAAUAUUUCUCAUUGUCAGAACCUGCAAUAUUUUUAUACCCUUGGGACAUAUGUAUAAUAAUUCCAAUUCUCUUUUAUAUACGUUUUUUUCAUCACAAUGAGUAUUUGUAAAUUUUCAUUCAACUUUAUAAAUAAUAAAAUAAAUUUUGAUGUGAAAACGUCUUGUA
Molecule: messenger RNA, 2731 nt
Organism: Anastrepha obliqua
Lineage: Eukaryota; Metazoa; Arthropoda; Insecta; Diptera; Tephritidae
Gene: ken
Product: transcription factor Ken
Exons: 3
Coding region: 685-2373 (562 amino acids)
Biological process (GO): regulation of transcription by RNA polymerase II
Cellular component (GO): nucleus
Molecular function (GO): protein binding; DNA-binding transcription factor activity; RNA polymerase II cis-regulatory region sequence-specific DNA binding
Source: RefSeq, a predicted model, not a curated record